Messenger RNA from Leptidea sinapis, 3420 nucleotides. RefSeq names its product putative nuclease HARBI1. Bases 2065 to 3174 code for a protein of 369 amino acids. The record is from RefSeq and is a predicted model, not a curated record. The transcript is spliced from 6 exons. Lineage: Eukaryota; Metazoa; Arthropoda; Insecta; Lepidoptera; Pieridae.
UCUGUCCCCACCGCCGACUGCCGAGUCUAACACGUCGCGGGUGGAGGAAGGUGCGGGGCACGCAUCGCGAUGAUACGUAUGAUGGAUUUAGAGAUCCGUAGACAAUAUUAAGGCUAUUAUUAAUUAUUCUUAGUUUUAUUAUAUGUGUUUAUAUUUGAUUAUAUUGAGUUUUAUAAAACUACGUUACACCUGUUCCUCAGUUGAGGAAAGUUCGCGCCAGUGGCCGGAGGUGGCCCUGGUUUUGAAGACUGCUUCUUAGCAGUCUUCGUUGUUGAGGGACGAGGGGCGCGGGGACAUCCGCGGUAGUUCGCGGGAUGUCCUUCCUGCCCACAAAGGACGCAAGCGGGAGGAGUCUCCGCAUCGCGGGUGCGUUUGCACUCCUUGGUUGUGUGAGGCUCUAGGCACUUGACGCACCUAGGCGGGGCUGAGCAGUUUGCAGCUGCGUGGCCAAGCUGGCAGCGAUGGCACUGCCCUGGGAAGUCCCGUCUGUGUGGAGCUUCUACUCGGAUGUUUGAGAGCCCACAUACGAUGAGCUCUCUCUUGAAAAUUUCCCUCGACUCGGGGACAUUGGUUAGGAUAACCAGAGCCAGAGGGUAUUUCUUGCCGGAUCGGCUGUACAUUUUGUGUACAACCUCGGCCUUGAACCCUUGCAUGGUCAGGUCCUCCAGGAUGACCUCACUGGGAAGCUCAUAAGGGACGCCACGUAGAAUGGCUUUCACUUUGCGCUUUUCCGGGAGCGCAUAAGUGUGGUAUGCGACACUCUUAUGAGUGAGGACUCGGAAGUCCUCCGUAGUCGGGACGACUACGCGGAUAGCUUCACCCGUGUUGGUAGCUCGGGUGUAUUGCACCUUUUUGUCGGCGCAGAGCUGUGCAACAUAAGUCCACUUUGUCUCGGAUGAAGAUAGGCGGUGGGGGCUUAUUUGCAGGGAGGACAGGCGUGCAGCGCAUGGCUGGCUUCAUAGAUGAGGUGAUAGAGACCUCGGGCAAGCUAAUGUCGAGAGACAUUAGAGGGACAGGGGUUGGGGCGGAGAGUACGUUAUCCGUGGAGGUGGCUGAGCGCUUGGACUGGCGCUUCUUCCUGGAUUGAACCAGUUGGAAAGGUUCUCCAGAGGGACGUCGGGGGGUGUUGACAACGGAGCCAGUGACAGUUUCGUUGUCAGAGUCCUCAGAGGAGGACUGGACUGGCCGCUUUCGGCCGCAGGAGGCGGAGUCGGAGAACUCCAUGUCCUCGGGAGUAGUUUUGUGAGCGGAGGGCUCAUCGGGGGACGUGGGGGAGUCAGCAGGGGGCCAACUUGGAGUGUUGAAUACGGAGGAGAGGCUAUCGACUAGUGACUGGUCGAAAUGGAGAUUUGCGGCUUUAAGCAAAGCCACAAUCUGGACUACAACGGCGUUGACAUGGUCCGCUGAUGGAGCCAUGCUGAUGAAGCCUCCCCGCCGAGGGCAGGGAGCAACGGGGGUUGGAAGUGGCGCGGCUAUCCCUAAUGGUUAUAGCCGCGAACCGUCACCCUUGGGAAAGCCCAAGUGCAAUGGGAUCGGGUCGUCCGGUUUCUCUCAGGUCAGGAGGCGUGAGAAACGCACCGGGUCAACGUUAGCCGAGUUAGUUGUCACCGUUAGGUAUCCUUCAGCUCAACCGCGAUGACACGCAACUCACUUACUACAAUAAAAAUUGCUGUAAACAAGCUUGCGGGCCGGAACGAAUUCCACGUAACCAGUCGAACUUGGCGUAGUAUACUUCGUACCACACGUAGCGGAGCUGCGUAGCGUAGCAACUGGCGUAGCUUGGCGGCGUAGCGGGGCGUGAGCACAGGAGCCCUAUUACGAAAAUCGAAAUACGAAGUUUAGGUUGACGGAUCGUACAUUUUCCUAUUACGAAAGUGUUUCGAAUCCGAUGAUCGAAACGAAGUUCGUGAUUAGACAUUUUGUCUUUCGUUUACCUUAUUCCCAAAUUCACUUGACAUUUACGUUUUCGUUGUUGGACAUUGUUAUGAUCGUAACAACAACGUCACUUUUUACGACAGACAUAUAGGUUUCGUUUUAGAUAAAAUAUAUUUAUUUUACUAUAAAAUGGCACGUUUAUUAAUAUACGAAGAGGUCUUUUUAAACGAAGAAAACCUUGAAAGAGCAAGAGAGCGACGUCGUCUUCGGCAAUAUUUAUUUAAUAAACAAAUUCCCGAUGGGCAAUUUGUUUUAAAUUAUCGCCUUAAUCGUAGUUUAUAUGAAAAACUGUGUGAAGAGAUCAUACCACUAAUGCCUCCUAAUAAAAAUACGAGAGGGAUUGAUCCCUCAAUCAAGAUCCUUACUGCCCUUGCAUUUUAUGGGAGAGGGAGCUAUCAGGGAGUAGUGGGAAUAUAUGUCCUAAAUAUGGAUGGCCCUAUGGCACAGCCAACUGUGUCAAAGUGCCUCAAACAAGUAACCGAGGCACUUAAUAGUUCAUCCAUAUUAAGGACAUAUAUUAAAUUUCCCCAAAACAGACAGGAACGAAAUUUUAUAAAAGAAAGUUUUUAUGAAAAAUAUGGGUUUCCUGGCAUAUGUGGGUGCAUUGACUGUAGUCAUAUAGCUAUUGUGAGGCCACAAGAAAAUGAAGAGCGUUUUUUUAAUAGAAAACAUUUUCACUCCAUUAAUUGUCAAGUGAUAUGUGAUGCAAAUUGCAAUAUAAUUAGUUUAGAUGCCUCAUAUGGUGGAGCUACUCAUGACUCAUUUAUUUGGCAGAAUAGUGAAAUUUGUGACCACCUGAAGAGUCUCACUAAUACCACAGAUGAGACCGCUAUACUACUUGGUGACUCCGGCUAUCCUCUAAGGAGAUAUCUGAUGACCCCAAUUGAUGGAGCUCCAGAUGACUCUCCAGAAGGACACUAUAAUGCCAAACAUAAAAGAGUAAGAUCCACUAUAGAGCGCACUUUUGGGCAACUAAAAGGUCGAUGGAGAUGUCUUUUGGCAGCGCGGCAACUCCAUUACAAGCCAGAAAUGGCCGCAAAGAUAACAAUCGCAUGUUGUGUUUUACAUAACAUGUGUGUUCAGUCGGGGUUAGAUCCUGUAGAAUUAACACAGGACGAACUUCAUGUAGAAGCGGAAAGGCAAAGAAGGGUGAAUCAACAUGUUACUGGGCCACCAUUAGAGCAGGGGCAGCGCACACGAAAUGAGCUAAUACAAUUACUCAACAGAAAUUUAAGAUAAAGACAGAGGUUUUUGUACAUAUAUAUAUUUAAAUAUAAAAGGGACUAAAGUUUUUCAAAUAUAUUUUUCAAAUUAUUAUUCAAUUCUUUUAAUUCCUCCAGGAUGCCUGCUAGGAUAUCCCUUUUAUCUACUUCAAGGCGAAGGAUUUGUUGCUUUAUGUCGGGCUGUGACACACGUACCCGUCUGCGUGGCCGCCUUGAUGCUGUAAAAUUUUGGUAGAAAAUAAAUAACUUAACUACAUAUUAA